This is a messenger RNA of Spodoptera frugiperda (fall armyworm), 2074 nucleotides long. RefSeq lists its product as uncharacterized. The transcript has 3 exons. Lineage: Eukaryota; Metazoa; Arthropoda; Insecta; Lepidoptera; Noctuidae. The coding region runs from base 203 to 1753 and encodes 516 amino acids. The record is from RefSeq and is a predicted model, not a curated record.
AGCAGCAACGUCUGGUAUGUUCUCGUACGUAUACCUAUUACACUUCUAAGAUCAGUAAUUUCUAAAUUGUCCUCUAACAUUACCUAUAGAAAACGUAGCCAAGGUUUAGCGCCCCUGACAUAACAGUGGAGAAGUCACCAAACGGAGCGCGACACGUCACACGACGCUUCACAUUGAAGCGAACAUGUGAACAGACGCGACGAUGGCACGCCUCCUAGCACUGCUGCUCAUUGCACACGGCGCCGCCGAGUGGGUGGAGAUCUCGCAGCAGCACUACAGGAAGCCCAUCAGAACACAUACUCACUUCACGUCCGACAGAGUGAUAGAUGUCGAAGAUACUACAACUCCUUGGAACUACAACAACCACAGUGUCGUCGAGUACAACUGGAACAAGAAUCCUGCAACACCGAACGCCGGUAACGUGAAGCGCAUGCAACAUGUGGAGACUACUACGAAAGUAAACAAAGGACUCAACCUGGACGAUGAUGAUGAUGAUCUCGAAUUAAAUGUCGAUUUUAGACACUACGAACUUGGAUCCACUAAACCAACUACUGAAAUAAAUAAACCUGAUAAGCAAAAAGGUACAAUUGAAAGAGUUUCCAACCUCGGUAAUAUUAAACGGGUCCAGUUGAACAGCAGCCCUGUAAAAUCGCCAGUUAUCCACAACAAAGGAGAUGAAGAAAAUUAUUUUACCAACAGACACGAGAAUGUAGCCUAUAGUGACAGUGUUCACACAGAAGCAGACGAGCUCGGUGGCAACAAAAAACCAGAAACUUUUCAUAGAAAAAUAUACAUAAGCAACCUGAAAAAAUAUAGCACUGAGCGAUAUGCCACAUUUCCACCCGACGAAGAUGAAAUUAUUACAUUUAAUAUGGAAGCUACACCCACACGUAAUACGAACAAAUCGCAUUUCAAAAAUCAGACCGUGAGGAAUUUUUAUUCUACAAAGCCAACUUUUAUAACUGAAACGGAAGAUUUUACCAAUUACGAAACUGAACAGGAUAGGUUUUACAAGAUCCUCAACAGAGAUUCCACUGAAACCAACAAGAAGGAUAACUUUGCAACAGAAAUCAUAAACACGAGUGAAGACAGGCGGACCAAGCCUAAUACAAAAUCUACAACAAUAAAGGUUAAUAGAGCAGAUGAAAACUCCUAUGAGUUAAAAGCAGAAUCAAACCCCAAUAAUGUCAUUGAAAAGAAACACGAAAAGAACGAAAAAGUUACAUCCGUUAUUAGUACUGAUUUUAAAACAAAACCAAAAGACCCAGUCUCCCCUCCCAUCCAAGCUGAUCAUAACAAAAAUGAAAUAAAAAAUAAAAAAGAUGGAACCAACAACACAAAGAACGAAAAUAAUAAUAAAGUUAAUGCAAUAGAGAACUUGAUAAAAUUCAUGAAAGUAGUUGCUGACACUAUAUCCAAGAACUCGCGAAGGAACUUCAGAGGAAAGAUACAGUAUUUACAUGAGCUGAAGGAUACAAUCUUAACUAAUAUCGAGGAUCGUAUAGAUGCGACUUGGCCAGACGAUGACAGUGCGGGCGCGCGACGACGCUCACGGUCUGCGCACGCGACAGCUCGAGGCCAUGUCCACUUUCCCUCCUCAGAAAGUGCCCUGAUGACCAUAUCUUUUCUAACCUUCGCCGUAUUCCUCAUAAAAUUGGUGCUGCAAGUGAUUCACACGUACAAGAAUAAGGCGAUGAUGGUAGCCCCGCUACUGGUGGCCUCCGGGCGCAACGUGUUCUCCGACCGUGGAUGAUACAAUAAAGAUAAUAAGUGCCGAAUAUGCUUUAUGAUUAUAAUUAUUUUAACCUAUUGUAUCUAAGGUACAUUAUGUAUCUGUGUUUUAUUUUAGACUAUUUUUCCUACUUACUAACCGUACUAAUCUCAGCUUUACACGGGCCCUUUGAUGUAAUCCUCCGAUUCUUCAUAAGAAUCUUAUCAUAAUAAUACCUAUACCUACACAAAAAAGUUAUGGAAUCAGUUUAUUUUUCCUGAGUAACACAUUUUCCUUGAUUUUACGAUUCCUUUUGUUUUCAUUUGUAUUGUUGCCGGCUUCCCGCCAUUUCAAAACAAAAAU